Messenger RNA from Colletotrichum destructivum, 1265 nucleotides. RefSeq lists its product as uncharacterized. NCBI's taxonomy places the organism in Eukaryota, Fungi, Ascomycota, Sordariomycetes, Glomerellales, Glomerellaceae. The record is from RefSeq and is a predicted model, not a curated record. The transcript has 2 exons. Bases 319 to 1077 code for a protein of 252 amino acids.
UCCCUCUCCCCAUUUGGUUAAGCAAAAGACAGAGGGUUUUGCUUGCUUGUGCUGUUGAAUCGAGAUCUACAGGCAGCUGAUCUCAGCAGUCUCGACAGCGUAUGCGCUGCAUCGGCCUCGUUUAUUUGCGAAAAGGCGCUUUCGAGUCUCGACACGCCAUGAAAUGCAGCUGAGCAAGAAACAUUAGGGUGUUUCUUCAACUGUACAUACGCUUUCGUGUCGAGGUUACCAUUCUGAGCAGUACCGCCCUCUGUCCUGUGCCGUAACCCUUCGAUCGUCAUCUCUAGAGUCGUUUUCCACCCACACAACCUACUCAUCAUGCCAUCGAGUUCGAACAGACACGAAGAGAAGCACUCGCUUCUCAAGGAUGAGGCCGAGGACGAUUCCUGCCAAGAAGGCUCCUCUAGGGCACCAUCGGUCGACCAGGAGUCCGGGGCCGUCAACGUAAAGAAAAACCUGUUGUGGCGAUCCAUCGACCCGGCCUGGAAGUCGUGGUCCCUCGUCGUCCCGCCCGUCCUCGUUUACCUCAUCCUCUCCUACCUCGCCUUCUUCCCCUCGUGCGAGACAUGCCCGAAGGAGAUGGACAUGUCGGGCUACGUCUGCGCCCCGAACGGCGCCCUACCCCAGAUCGCCCGCGAGCGGAACUGCGAGUUCGACACCAUGUCGUUCAAGUGGUGGCCCAAGGAGCCGACGAUGCACAAGGACAACGUCGCCCUGGUCAACGAGUUCCACGCCGAAGGGCCCUGGCACCGGUACUACGACAAGGGCGGCAAGCACGAGAUACCGCCCACGACCGAGGUCUUGACCGCCGGCUGGGUGUCGAGGAGGGAGCACACCUUCCACUGCAUGUACACCUUGCGGCAGACGCAUCUCUGGAUCACCCUGGGCUACGACCCGCCCUUCAACUACACCCACACCAUCCACUGCACCAAGUACCUUAUGGACACCAUUCUGGAGAACCCGCCAAAGGACUUUGAUGAGUUGAAUGUACACGGAACGCCGUGGCCAGAGCAUCCAGCCAUUGUUAAGCCUUACUAUCCCUGCAAACAAGAAGGCCUCAGCUGCGAAUCCUGGUGAUUGUCAAGAGUUAAAAGUGCUGGUUUUUGAGGGUUCUACGUCACUACUAGUUUGGGGGGUCUAGAUAGACAGUCCUCGUCUGCUUUUAACCUAACGCACCGCAUAUGUUCUGUGGAGUGUGACCUAAUGCCAGUCUAUCUAUUAUCACAUGAAAUAGUAGGCCUCAAAUUCUGAAGAAAUUGAACCUU